Molecule: messenger RNA, 4381 nt
Organism: Sus scrofa (pig)
Lineage: Eukaryota; Metazoa; Chordata; Mammalia; Artiodactyla; Suidae
Product: adhesion G protein-coupled receptor E3
Biological process (GO): cell surface receptor signaling pathway; adenylate cyclase-activating G protein-coupled receptor signaling pathway
Cellular component (GO): plasma membrane
Molecular function (GO): G protein-coupled receptor activity; calcium ion binding
Source: RefSeq, a predicted model, not a curated record
GCUAGUCUCUUCAGUUGCCCAUUAUAGUAGUAGAAGAUUGUACCACGCAGGCUGUUACAAAAUCCCCAGUACUUCUUGAGAAACACCAGAGAAACUAGAAGACGAGGCAAGUUCCUAUGUUUUAACCUUUGUCAUCAUGGCUAGAAGUUGCUUCUUGCCUUGGGGAGGGAUUUCCUGCUUGAUUUUCUUCAUGAAUAUUCAUAAUUCAUCAUUCCAAGUCUCAGAUGUGAACAAAUGCCUGGAUACCAGGACCUGCCCGUCAACAUCGACUUGCACUAACACUGUGGGAGGCUACUACUGCACCUGUAAAUCCGGGCACACAUCCAGCACCGGGGAAAAACAUUUUAAUUCUUCUGGAGUGACUUGCCUAGAUAAGGAUGAAUGCAAGAACUCCUCCAUCUGCCCACCUACAGCCAAAUGCAAGAACACCCCAGGAAGCUACUACUGCCUCUGCAAUCCUGGAUUUGUGUCAACUGAUGGGAGAGAUCGGUUCACUGGCUCUGGAGCAACUUGCAUAGGAAUCAAUCCUAUUUCUGCUGUCCCCACCCAAAGUACAUUUUCAGGAGACUGUAGACAACAGGACCAGAAAAACAGCAAGAGGAUUUGCUCUGACUUGGAGGAGAUAAAAAGUGUGUUUGAAGGAAGAAAUGGCACACUUUCUUUAAAGGAAGUGGCUAAUUCUUACCCUGAAGUCAGCAACAUCCUGAACGAGUCAUCUCUGAGAAGCAAGGAAGAAACGAACUUUUUAGCAAAGCAUUAUCUUCAAAGUGUGGAGUCGGCCGCGUAUAAAGCUGCCCUGGAGCAACCCACUGAAGGGACAGUGAAUGUACAAUCAUCAUACAUGGCUAUCAAAGCGCUGACCAUCAAGAAUGGCUGCCAAGAAGAAAACGUGACAUUUAACAUUCAAACUGAAAAGGCAUCCAUGGAGAUUGAUUGCACCGUCAUCACUGGAGGAGGAACCAGAGGUGCUGUGGUCUUUAUUUCUUAUGAUUCUAUUGGGCCCAUCUUAGAUGGCUCGUUUGUGGCUAAGGAAAACCUAGUUCUUGAUGAAAACCGGAAUCGCUUUCAACUGAACUCCAAGGUGAUAAGCACCUCCAUAGGAUGUAUGGAGAAAUGCUCUCUGACCAUACCUGUGAACUUCACGUUUCAGCAUAUACAGAUGCUAGAGGAAAGCCAGAAGCCUGUCUGUGUCUACUGGGAUGAGACGGUCUGGUCGAAUGAAGGGUGCCAAAACAUCUUUUAUGACAGAAAUCAUACCAUAUGCAGCUGCAGUCAUCUGUCUACCUUUGCCAUCCUCGUGGCCUCGGUCGAGCUGGAGGAGAUCCAGAAGGAUCCUGUGCUGACCGUGAUCACCUACCUGGGGCUGAGCCUCUCUCUGCUGUGCCUGCUCCUGGCCGCCCUCACCUUCCUCUUGUGUCGACCCAUCCAGAACAUCAGCACCUCCCUCCACCUGCAGCUCUCCAUCUGCCUCUUCGUGGCCCACCUCCUCUUCCUCAUAGGCAUUGACCGGACGGAGCCCAAGGUGCUGUGUUCCAUCAUCGCAGGUGUGUUGCAUUAUCUCUACCUGGCCGCCUUCGCUUGGAUGCUCUUUGAAGGUCUCCACCUCUUCCUCACUGUCCGGAACCUCAAGGUGGCCAACUACACCAGUGCAGGAAAAUUCAAGAAGAGAUUUAUAUACCCUUUAGGCUAUGGGAUCCCAGCGGUGAUAGUGGCUGUGUCUGCAGGACUCAAACCCCAUGGAUAUGGUACACCUACGCAUUGCUGGAUCAGCCUACAGGAGGGAUUUAUCUUUAGUUUCUUAGGACCCAUAGCUGCAGUCAUCUUGAUGAACUUAGUCUUUUAUUUGGUAACCCUAUGGAUUUUGAGAGAUCGACUUUCAUCCCUCAAUAAAGAAGUGUCCAAGAUACAAAACACAAGGAUGCUGACGUUUAAAGCCAUUGCCCAGCUCUUCCUCUUGGGCUGCUCCUGGUGUUUAGGCCUCUUUCUUGUUGAAGUUGUAAAGGAGCCCUUCAUAUCAAUCAUUGCCUACGCUUUCACCAUCACCAAUGUCCUGCAAGGGGUCUACAUCUUCCUGGUCCACUGCCUUCUCAAUCAGCAGGUGAAAGCAGAAUAUAUAAAGUGGUUUAGGGCGAUGAAUAAAGCAACCAGAUUUGACAUCUCUACAGUCUCUGCCACUACCACCCACACCCAGGAGAUGGAAAAAUCGUCAUAUUUACCGAGAAGCAGCAGCAAUACUUCACUCUGAAAAUUACAGGAUGCUCCAUGUCCAUCAUCCCAACUGGCCUGGAAAAAGAAUAAGACAUCUGACUCAAAUAUCCAUGAGAAUGGCUUCAUCAUAUUAGUAGAACUGUUAGCAGAAUGUAGGCUUUUGUUGAGUAGUUUUUUUGUGCAGUGUUAUGCUUAACAGCCUUCUAUGUUUUCAGUUCAAGUAUUUCACACACAGACAUGUAGGUUUUAUAUUUGAUGAGUUUGCAAAUAUAUGUACAUGGAUAUCUAUCAACUAUGUCAAUCAAGUCAAGAUAUGGAAUGUUUGGAGUUCCCAUCAUGGUGCAGCAGAAACGAAUCCAACUAGUAACCAAGAGGUUUAGGGUUCGAUCCCAGUGGGUAACGAUCUGACAUUGUCAUGAGCUGUGGGGUAGGUCACAGACAUGGCUCAGACCUGAUGUAACUGUGGCAUAGGCUGGCAGCUGUAGCUCCUGUUGGACCCCUAGCCUGGGAACCCUCAUAAGUGGCAGGUGUGGCCCUAAAAAGCAAAAAAAAAAAAAAAAAAAGAUAUGGAAUGCUUGCAUCACUCCUGAAGGUUCCUUCAUGAUCUUUUUAAAUCAUGUAUUCCUGGUCUUCCACCCCAAAAGCAUUUGGUACUGACUUUAUCACAACAGAUUAGUUUUGCCAGUUCUUUAAAUACAUAUACAUGGAAUCAAUCAUACAGUAUGUUCUUCUGGUGUCUGUCCUGUUUUGCUCAUCAUGAUGAUUUUUCAAUUCAUCCAUUUCAAGCAUAUGUUGCCAAUCUGUUCUUUUAUUGCUGAGUAGUAUUUCACAAUAUUGUAUACCAAAAUUUGCUUAUUCAUUGUCCUGUUGAUAUAUAUUUCAGUUAUUUCCAUUUUUUCUAUCAUAAAGUUGCUACAGACAUUCUUAUAUAAGAUUUGUAUGUGUAUAUGUGGCCACAUGUUUUCAUUUUUCUUGGGUAAAUACCUUGAUGUGGAGUUGCUAAGUCAUAUAUGAAGUUAAUGAUCCGCUUGAAAAGAAACUGACAAACAGAUCUUCAAAAUGUUUAUAAGUUUACAAGUACCAGGAAUAUACAAGAGUUCCAGUUCCUUCACAUCCUUGACACCACUUGAUAGUAUCAGUUCUUUGAUGGUUAGCUCUUUUUUUGUAGGUAAAAUGAGGUAUCUCAUUGUCGUUUUUAAAAUGAGCACCUUUUCUUGUGUUUAUUCCAUUUGCAUAUCACCUGUCAGAAGAUGCUUAAGUUCAUUAUACACUUACUUGGGUUGUUUUGGGGAAAAGAGCAUAUAGAAUGCAUACAAGUCUUUGUUGGGUACACUUGUUGAGAGCCUUUUCUCCUAGAUUGCGAACAGUCUCCUAUUUUAUGUGGUGUCUUUGGUUCUGAUUUUAGUUCUCUCUGCAAUGUGGACUUGGUCCUGAUAUGACACAGACGAGCUAUGUAUGACAUGCUAUACUUCAGUUACGUUCAGUAUGUGACAUUAAUAUGGUGGUGGGAUUUUGUUUUAUUUUUAUUUUUUGGCCAUGCCUGUGGCAUGUGGAAGUUCCCGGGCCAGGUCUAGAACCCAAACCUCCACAGUGAAAAUGCUGAUCCUUAACCUGCUGUGCCCCAAGGUAACUCCGAUGUGGUGAGGAUUUUAACAUAGAGAAACAUAGUUGUGGUUACAAUUGUUAAAUGUCUCUUUACAUGUCAUCUACCUUCUCCUAUUCCACUUAGGACAUCCAGAUUUUUUUAUUGGAAUAUAGUUGACUUAACAAUGUUGUUUUAGUUUCAGAUGUACAGCAAAGUGAUUCAGUAACACAUAUUCAUAUAUCCAUUCUGUUUCAGAUUCUUUUCCCGUAGAGGUUAUUACAGAGUAUUGAGUAGAUUUCCAGAUUUUUGAGUGGAGGAUUACUUCUUUCUCAUGGUGUAGAAGUGAUGUGGUUCGUGUGUGACCGACCACAUCCUUAAGGAGCUCUUCGGCCUUAACCUGAUUCCUUUCUACCUGGGGCAGUGAAUGGAUCCAGAAGGAGCAUGUGACCCAGUUAGGGCCAUGGAAGAGAUUAAAUUCCAUGGUUUGUGCAGAAUGCAUGAUAACUUGGAGAGGUCUUGUUCUUGUUGAGCCAACUUAAGUUUGGUUUUCUGUUAUGUACAACCAAAAUAAACCCAAAGGAUAUAAUA